Penaeus chinensis is the source of this 4665-nucleotide messenger RNA. RefSeq lists its product as uncharacterized. The record is from RefSeq and is a predicted model, not a curated record. NCBI's taxonomy places the organism in Eukaryota, Metazoa, Arthropoda, Malacostraca, Decapoda, Penaeidae. The transcript is spliced from 2 exons. The coding region runs from base 499 to 1764 and encodes 421 amino acids.
UAUUUACCCUAUAUUGUAAUAUUAGUAACGUAUCCCUCUACAUAUAUUGCAUACGUACGUAACCCUUAUGUAAACAUUAGUGUUGUACACUCCUCCAGAAUAUACUCGUGUAGCUCAGCAGAGCUCCGUAUUUUAUUCACCUUUUCCCCUCAAAUGGAGCAACAAAACAACAUAUAAAACAUGGUGGCAGCCGUACUCCGUCUCCAAGCAUAGAUAAAGAGGGGAAAGAGGUAAUAACAACCUGGAGAUACCGAAAUAUGGACUUUAAAAUACGAGAGGUAAGCGACCAACCAGCUAAGAGACAAGUGCCACGUCGCACCUAAAUCACAAAUGAUUCGCUCUCAGUGAAAGUAUCAAGCCAAAUAAGACUGAAGUAUAUAAGAAACAUGCGAAAGUAAGUCACAGUUCGCUUCAUAGUUCCUGUGUACCCAACACAGCUCAACUUUGGUGCACCGUAAAUGUCAUAAUACUCGCAUUGCCACGUCAAUAGCCAUCAAAAUGGCCGGCGCCGAACUCUUACCAAGUAUGAAUUGGAAAACUAGCGAUUCAUAUGGCGCACUAAUGAUUUUCCAAAAACUUUGUAUAAGAUACUUCAAGGUUCAAAAGAUACCAAGAGAGGAGCAAGCAAACCACAUCAUUCUGUAUGCAGGCAAUUCUGGAGAGGAAAUGAUAGAGGCAAGCAAUCUGACUGAAGAAGAUAUGAAUGACCCUGACAAAGUUUGGGAUGUUUUUCAGACCCAGGUAAAACCAAAGACUAACAAAUAUGUUGACAGACUUCGCCUACGAAAAUACACCCAGAAAGAAAUUGAAUCUAGUGAUGAGUUCUUGAAUAGAUGUGAAACUCAAGCAAAGAAAUGCAAAUUUACUGAGGCAGAACAUGAAGCAAGAAUCAUUGAGCAAUUCAUGGAAGGAGUAUACAGUAAUGAUUUGCAGAAAAGCCUUAUCAUGGAAGGUGAAGACAUGAUGUGCAAAGCCAUUGACAUUGCCAGAUCUCAUGAAGCAACCAUAAGAGAUAACAAAGACAUGAGAGUCAAAACAGUCAACCAUGACCUAAUUGUCGAUGCUGUGGGAUACCCUAAGUUUGCAAGGGCAGCAAAACCAUGCAACAAAUGUGGGCGAGCACACAAAAAAUACCCCCCACAAUCCUGCCCAGCAUAUGGUGCUAGGUGCAAUACAUGUGGCAAAAUGAACCACUGGCAAAAAAUGUGUCUGUCAGUACCAGAAAAUAAGAAUAAAACAAACAUGAAUAAGGGCACAAGCCAAAGGCAUUAUGCUGGAAAUAAAGUCCAUAGAAACUUCAACAGUGACAAACCCAUGAAAGCUAACAGAACAUCUGCCGUGCAUGAGUUCAGCCAAGAUGACCCCAAUGAGGAUUAUUUCACAGUAAGUUCUGUUAUAGUAGCAGAAGUGUCAAACAGUAAUGAUAGUGAAGCUCUACGAUCUAUCAAAGUCAGAACCCCCUGCAACAAGACUGGCUCGAUGACAAUCAAGGUCGAUACAGGGGCUGGAGUAAAUCUGCUCCCGAUAAGAGCAUUUCGAAUUAUGUUUCCAGAUUUAUUAGAUGCUCAUGGGAAGCCGAAAACCUAUCUGACCAACAACCAUCAGAAGAAUUUGAUUGCAGUUAACAAUAUGAAACUCAAGCAUUUUGGAUCGAUCAAAUUAAAGUGCACCUUCGAUGAGAAAAACUGGAUCGAUACAGAUUUCUACAUUUAUUAUUUUGGGUCUGCCAAGCCUAAAAGCCCUAGGCAUGGUGACAAUUCAUGAGGCACGGAUGCAUCCUCAACCAACCACGGCCGUCCAGUCGGUGGAUGAUUUAAAGAAAUCAUACCCAGAUCAGUUUGAUAAAAUUGGAAGUUUUCAUGGAAAAUACCACAUAGUGCUGAAAGAGGGUUCAAGAGAUACCAAGAGAGGAGCAGGCAAACCACAUCUUGUUCUUGUGCCAUCGCAAGUUGAUUCUUGUUCUUGAGGCACUACUUCAGGAGCCUUGCUCACAUGAUCUUUGCUCGUUAUCUAUAUUCCAUGUGGUUCCAGUAGACUCUUCUGCAUGGUGUUCAUCUGGAAGUGGAUGCUUGGGUUGUGGCGUCUGCUUGAUGUGUUGUCUGUUUCUUCGACCUACAGAUUGGGUCAACAGCAUGGUUUGCAAAUUGCCAAGCCCAGCAGAACUUCUGAUCGGGAGGAAGAUGAGGAGUAACCUACCCCUUCUUUUGGUUCAAGACCAGUUGUCCAUGCAAAGCGAAAAUUUCCUAUACACAAAAAGGAAGAACUUCAAAACCAGCUCGAAGACAUGAACAAAAUAGGAGCUAUCAAAAAGGUGUCGGAACCUACAGAUUGGGUCAACAGCAUGGUUUGCACCAUGAAAAAGGAUGGCAGCCUGCGCUUAUGCUUAGAUCCAAAGGAUUUGAACAAAGCUAUAAAAAGAAGCCAUCACAAGACACCUACACAAGAGGAAAUCACACACAAGUUUGCAGACUCAAAAUAUGUCAGCAAACUUGAUGCAAAGAAUGGCUAUUGGUCAGUCACGCUUGGCGAGACUAGCUCGUUUCUCACUACAUUCAGCACUCCUUUUGGCCGCUACAGAUCUAUCAGAAUGCCUUUUGACCUGGUUAUGUCACAAGAUGUAUUCCAGCAAAAAAUGGAUCAGAUCCUCGAAAACUGUCCUGGUACCAUUGGCAUUGCUGAUGAUGUAGUUGUGUUUGGAAAAACUGAAGAGGAACAUGACAUAAACUUGCAUAACCUCUUCUAGAUUGCCAAGCAGAAAGGAUUAACUUUCAACAGUGCAAAGUGUGUGAUCAAGCAGGAACAAGUGAAAUUCUUUGGAACUGUCUACGACAAGGAAGGUUCUCACCCAGUUCCAGACAAGGUAUCUGCAAUUAAAGCACUGCCGAGCCCAACAAAUGUUACAGAGUUGCAACAAUUUUUGGGAAUGGUCACCUAUAUGUCACCAUUUAUCCCAAACCUAGCUGAUGAAACUGCACCACUUAGAAGUCUCCUAAAAAAAAGGUAUAGAGUUUACAUGGUCACCAACCCACGAGAAGGCAUUCGAACAUAUUAAGAAUAUUCUGUGCACAGAUGCAACACUGGCACAUUUCAAUCCAAAUAAACCAACAGUCAUACAAGUAGACGCAUCCCAAAAAGGUAUUGGUGCUGCAUUAGUGCAAGAUGACAAGCCUAUUGCCUAUGCAUCCAAGUCUCUGUCUGAAACAGAACAACGUUAUGCCAAUAUCGAAAGGGAACUACUUGCAGUGGUAUUUGGAUGUGAAAGAUUUCAUACCUAUGUAUACGGCAAAGCAUUCCAGGUGGAGAGUGACCACAAACCUCUGGAAAUGAUUCAACUAAAGAAUCUGACAGCCGCACCGCCCAGACUGCAGCGUAUGCUGAUUAGGCUGCAGCACUAUGUCACGAUCCAAUACAAGCCAGGAAGAGAUCUCUUAUUAGCAGAUGAUCUAUCACGCUUGCCAGCAACGGACAACCAACAUAUUGGUCCAGCAGAACUUCUGAUCGGGAGGAAGAUUAGGAGUAACCUACCCCUUCACCUGCCUACAAAGAAAGGGCAAAAGCAAGAUGUCUAUGAAAACUUCAAGAGGAAGCAAGACACACAGAAGCAGUAUUACGACCGAGGAGCAAAAGACCAGCCAACACUGGAACCACAUGGAAUAUAGAUAACAAGCAAGAUCAUGUGAGCAAGGCUCCUGAAGUAAUGCCUCAAGAACAAGAAUCAACUUGCGAUGGCACAAGAACAAGAUGUGGCCGUACCAUCAAGAAGCCUAAUAGACUGAACUUAUAAUCUGUUUCAGUCUCCACAGUGUUUAUGUGUAGUGUUCAAUAGUGUUAAGGAAAGUGCUAUAAUAAUGGUCAGUAUACUAAUAUGAUUCUCAAAACAAGGUGCUAUGUUCUUACCUGAUUCAUUUUGAAAAUUACUGAAAACAAAGUGCUAUGUUCCUACCCAAUUGUUUUGAAAAUUACUGACAAAGGUGCUAAAUCUUAUUUUAAAAACUCUAUUUUUGAUACAUUGCAGAUUCUCACAUAUUUUUGUAACUACCAAAUACUAUAUCUCAAAUAUGAUAAGAAUCUAACCCACUGUCUUUUGUUUUUGAAAAAGAGGGAUGUCAUAUAUUUACCCUAUAUUAUAAUAUUAGUAACGUAUCCCUCUACAUAUAUUGCAUGCGUACGUAACCCUUAUGUAAACAUUAGUGUUGUACACUCCUCCAGAAUAUACUCGUGUAGCUCAGCAGAGCUCCGUAUUUUAUUCACCUUUUCCCCUCUAAUGGAGCAACAAAACUGCGACAGCAGCCAAGCCAAGCUGACUUUUUUAUUUCAGGAUAAAUUGUUUGCUUGGCAUUUCUGUAAGGAAAUUAAAUAUAUUUAAAAUAAUUGUUAUUUCAGAUGGCCCGUAAUUAUCAAAGAAAAACUUCCAUAGCAAGCUGGAGUGAAGAGAGUAUGAAAAUGGCCAUGGAAUCAGUAAGAAGUAAAACUGUCACGGAGAAAAGCAGCCAGAAGUUUUGGUGGGUUCACGAAGCAUGCUCCUGUAAAGAUUACCUGACACAAACGUAAGGCUUCGCUGAGAGAGAAUCGAUCAGGGAAGACGGUAAAGAACCUCUCCUGUUGCCGGCAGAUGUCGUCCUUCCGCCUGACCACCCACCUAACCUUGCCGGAGAUGUCCCAGAU